Messenger RNA from Drosophila elegans, 522 nucleotides. RefSeq names its product vitelline membrane protein Vm26Ab. NCBI's taxonomy places the organism in Eukaryota, Metazoa, Arthropoda, Insecta, Diptera, Drosophilidae. The transcript has 2 exons. The coding region runs from base 94 to 441 and encodes 115 amino acids. The record is from RefSeq and is a predicted model, not a curated record.
UUGGAGUUCCAGUUCCCGGGGGCUAUAAAAGUUGCCUGUCCAAGCGAAUCAAGUCAUAGUCCAAUUUGCUAGCUCAAAUCAAACUAAGCCAAUAUGUUCAAGCUGACUGCCCUCGUUGUCCUGUGCGCCCUGGUGGCCUCCUCCGUGGCUGAGCCCAAGCCCGCCGUCUUGGCCGCCGCUCCAGUGGUUGCAGCUGCUCCUGCGGGAGUCGUCACUGCAACCAGUUCGCAGUAUGUGGCCCGCAACUUCAAUGGAAUUGCCGCUGCUCCAGUUGUUGCUGCCGCUUAUACCGCUCCAGUUGCCGCUGCCUAUACCGCUCCUGUUGCUGGCGCUUAUACCGCUCCAGUUGCUGCCGCUUAUACCGCUCCAGUUGCCGCUGCCUACUCGGCUUAUCCCUAUGCCGCCUACCCAUACUCCGCCGGCUACACCACUGUUUUGUAAGAAAGAUUAGCAAGGACUCAAAACAGAUUCGAAAUGGACUAACAAUAGACCCAAAUGGAAAUAAAAAGCAAAAAAACUAAA